GUGAACCAUUUCCGAAAUGUGACAAAACUUUUUUUUUUUUAAAUUUUUUGUUUCAGUUUUCUUCCUGACUAUUUUCUUCACUGUUGCUAGCUAACGUCAUAUACCAGAAGUUUUCUUAACUUGCAAUACUCGGUCGUACGUAUAUUUGAUCGCACCCUACGUAUUAUAGCAGAAGCAUUUAUACAAAAAAAAAAAACGAUAACAACAAAAAGCUUAAUUUUCAAAUUCGCUUGAAAGUGCAAUAAUCUCAUUAUCAAUAGAACACAGAAGUAAUUGCAAAAGAAAAAAAAAAAAGAAACAAAAUAAAUAAAUAAAAAUAAAAAGAGAAAAACAAUAAAGUGUAAAAAUAUCGUAAAAAUGAUUAAAAAUGGAAAUAAUUUAAAUAAAUUUUAAUAGUUGUGGAAACAGUUGUUAAUCAACUUUAAUUUAGAGCGCGCCGCACUACACAAUGAAUUUAGCCAUAAAAGGGGAAAACUAUUGUAAUAAAAUAAAAAAAAAAAAAGGAAAAGGCAAUAAUAAUGAUUAAUCAAAAUGUAUAAAAAUAUCCAUAGAAAUGAAUAUUAAAACUAAUUAAGGGGAAAAACGAAAAAGAUUUUACUUUUCUGCUAUCAUUCAUCAAACGAAUUUAAAUAUAUGUUCAUUCUUUUUUGUUUUAAUGUUAAAUAUUUCACGUUCUGUAUGAAAAAUAAACUUUUUCAUAUUAAAGGAUUAUUGUUGCAUUUAACUGCUUUCGAUAAUCAUAUAUUAAAUAACGGUUGCUUUUGUAACCAAUUAAUCGUUUAACUGACUUUUAUAAAACGCUUUAUAUAAACGAAAUCCUUUAUAAAAGACUGAAGCACGGUAUACAUGCACGCACAACAAUCGAACAAUCUGCGGUAAUGUGUUAUAGCAUCAUCCACUCCGUGUAUACUUAUUGUUAAGAUCUCGAAAUCUUAGUGAGAAAAAACGUCGUGAUCAGUUCAAUUCCUUGGUAAAUGAUUUAAGUGCUUUGAUAUCGACCUCAAACCGUAAAAUGGACAAAUCGACCGUUUUAAAGUCUACCAUAGCAUUUCUGAAACAUCAUAACGAAGCUACUGAUCGUUCGAAAGUUUUUGAAAUACAAACGGAUUGGAAACCGUCGUUUUUAAGCAACGAUGAGUUUACUCAAUUAAUGCUCGAAUCAUUGGAUGGUUUCAUCAUAGUUUUCAGUAGUCGCGGUGCUAUAUUUUAUGCCUCUGACAGUAUAACUGCUCAAUUGGGUUAUUUACCGAAUGAUCUCUUGAAAAUGACGAUAUUCGAUUUGGCCUAUGAAAUGGAUCAUGAGAAUUUAUUUAAUAUAUUUUUACAUCCGAAACCUGUUAUAGAAUCUAUGCAGACUGACAUUAGUUCAAGGAAUCAAAUAAGUUUUUUUGUACAUCUAAAGCGUGGUGGCGUAGAGGAAAGUGAUACUAAUUCUUAUGAGCUAGUGAAAUUUGUAGGUUAUUUCAGAAGCGAUGCGAACGUGGACACUGUUGCCAUUCAAAAUACUCAAAACUCACUACCGCGUAUAUUUCAAUUGCGUUCCACUAUCGAAAUUGAUAAGAAAUUGAUAUUUGUUGGCACUGGGCGCUUACAAAUGCCUCAGCUAAUUAGAGAGAUCACAAUGAUAGAUCCGACACGGAACGAGUUCACUUCGAAGCACAGUAUGGAAUGGAAAUUUCUUUUUCUCGAUCAUCGAGCACCGCCUAUUAUUGGCUAUAUGCCUUUCGAAGUUUUGGGGACAUCAGGUUACGAUUACUAUCAUUUCGAUGAUCUUGAUAAUAUAGUUACGUGUCAUGAAGAAUUAAUGCAAACCGGUAAAGCGAAAUCGGGCUAUUAUCGUUUUUUGACUAAGGGACAACAAUGGAUUUGGUUACAAACUGAUUUUUAUGUUUCGUAUAAUCAGUUUAAUGCCAAACCAGAAUAUGUGGUCUGCACUCAUAAAGUUGUCAACUACAUGGACAUCUUAAAAUACCGCAAAACUGAUGCAAAAAACCAUUCCAUCAAUAAGGCGACGCUGCGGGAAUCUGGUAAAUCGUCCACAGCUACUUUGCGAGAUCUUGAACCGUCGAAUACAAAUGUGGAAACCGCGACACUUACAGCUACCGGUACUGCAAGCUUGUGUAGUGGCGCCAAUGUAAUAAGUGGUAUUCUCAGCAGUGCGGUAUCGCCAAGCCUAGAAACUACAGCGUUGUGGACGAAUUCAUCAACACCGACGGGCAUUGGUGCCGUUAGUUGUCAAAUUAAUCCUAUGAAAACCUCAAGACCUGCCUCAAGCUAUGGUAACAUUAGUUCCACUGGCAUUUCACCGAAUGUCAAGCGAAAACGUUAUUUUUAUAAUAAUCGAGGAAAUGAAUCCGAUUCUACAUCCAUAUCAGCUGACUCAGGCACCAGUCGCCAUUCAUUGAUAACGAAUUUGAGUUCGAGUCGACAAAGGCAUAAUUCGACUGGGGUGGUACAAUCUUCGCUGCAUACUUCAAACAGCCAAACACAGAACUCUCAACUUUCGUCUAGCCUUCAUCAACACCAGCAACACCAUCACCCUCAUCAUCACCAUCAUCAUCAUCAUCCAAGUCAUCAUACACAAACAUCGUCGCAACAACAUAGUUUACAGAUGAAUGUUAACAACCAUGGUGGGCAGCAACAAAAGCUUUUGCCUAUGCUUUCACAACAUGCUAUUGGACAUACCUCCACUAGCAUGGUAGGCAACAGUUCAUGUCAAUUUCCACAGCCUGCUUUUCCUCUACGUAAUCCCCAAAUAAUGGGUCCGACUUUCCUCGAACCGCCGCAGUAUCUGACCGCAAUACCCGUUCAAUCAGUAAUUGCACCUUUUCCGGUAGCACCCGUUUUAUCUCCAAUGCCGAACCAGACAGAUAUGUUACCAGGCGCUGUAGUAAUGACACCCACACAGACGCAAUUGCAAGAACAGCUGCAGCGUAAGCACGAUGAACUGCAGAAAAUUAUUAUGCAACAACAAGAUGAAUUGCGUAUGGUGUCGGAGCAAUUGCUGUUGGCACGCUACACUCUAUUACAGCCGAUGAUGCCGAUGAAUUACAAUUCUACAACUGGCGUUGUGAGCAGUGGAGCUCGUAAUUAUAAUUUUAACAAUAACUCUGUGGAAUCACAAUUCAAUCAAUAUGGAUUUACUUUGAAUUCGGAACAAAUGCAAAACCAACAAGAUCAACAAAUGCUCAUACAACAACAACAACAACAAAAUCUGCAGCAACAACAACAACAACAACAACAACAGCAGCAGCAACAACAAAUACAGCAACAAAGUCAACAGCAACAGCAACAGCCACAACUUAACUCAACUGCAAGUGCACCUAUCACGCAACCUGCAGCAAACACUGCAACAAUGCAAUCAAAUCAACAGCAACAACCACAACAAGAGCAACCUCAAUCACAACAACAGCCAGAUCCGCAACAUUUGCUAUUAGCACGGACUGUACCUGAUUUAGAUCAAUUCGCUCAAGAAGAAUUCGAUGCUUUUCUCAAUCUCUCACCUUUGCAAAGUAUUGCUGGCUCGCAAACGGGUUUAAAUCAUAUGGAUAGCGGUGUGCCCACCAUAAAUAACGCGGCUAAUGUAACGAGUACAACACAUGCAAAUUCUUCCAGUACAACAGUCAAUCAUAAUAGUCACACCAGUGCCAACGCAUUUCCCACCAAUUCCAGUACUAAUGCUAAUCAUCACCAUACCAGCGAAGACUCGUUAUUAACAUAUAUGCAAAUGGCUACCGAGUCAAGUCCCACACUAAACUUUGCAAUUGGUAUCAGCGAUGAGGGCUCCGAGAGUCAUAGUGAAGAUGCUAAAUUGCUACAGACGGCUGUGCAUCACUUACCAACCACUCAAACCUCACAAAUUUCCCAACCAACACAACCCGUUGCGCAACCGCAGAAUAGAACAUCGUUUUUCGCAAACCAUACAUAUCCAAGUCUCAACAAUCAGACGUCCAAUCUUCCUACAACCAAUAAUUCGACAGCUCAAACAGCCGGUACGGCCAAUCCAAACACUAACACUACCAGUCAUUUACCCAACGAUUUAGAGAUUUUACCAUAUCAGAUGUCUCAGGAGCAAUCGCAAGCACUUUUCAAUAGCACUCAUGCAAACGGCGUUAGCCAAGAAACCAAUUCGAUCGUUUAAGUCCAAAAUAAAUGGCGCUAUGGCUCAUCUAUUCGUAAGUUGGUCUUCUUAAUUUAUAUGUAACUGUAAAUAGUUUUUUUUUUUUUUGUACAUUUCUUUUUGCCACAUAACAUAUUAUUAAUGCUAAAAAGUGAUACAUUGUUUUAUUAUAUUUUUUUAUUUCUACUUUUUUUUUUUUUUUUUUUUUUAGUUUAAUGCCAUUAGUAUCUGUGUAUAGUUAAAUUUUAUACGUACGUGGUUAUGCACACCAAUCGUUUCGAUCAUUUGCUUGUAACAAUAUUUAUAUACACCACUGGAAGUAUAAUAAAGAAGUUUCACCCUAACGCAUUCGAAUAGCAGCACUGACGAUUCCGUAAAAGUACCAAACUUUAACAUGCAAUGUAUACGAUGAAUGUUAUAGGAUCGUCACGGUUCAUGCGAAUUCCUAUAGUUCAUUCAUCUAGAACUUGAUAUCGUAAAUUUUAAAACUUUUACAUAUAUCUGAACUACAUCUAAAGUCAAACAUGCAAAUUUACUUUUAUAAAUAAAAGAAAUAUACCUACGCUUACUCGCUUAUGGGGCAAGCAAUAGCAAAAUGCGAUGAUUUUAAAUUUCCUUCUGAGAGAGAGAAUGCAAGUCUACAAUAUUCUCGCAAUCUUUUUGGUUAACAAUUUGUUGUUUUCUUUGGCCGAACGUAUAGAAAGAAAUGUAAACAUCUAUUAUUCUUGAUAUCUGUAUUGGAAGAAAGCAAAUUCGUGCGGAAAUCUUUUAAAAACUGCUUGUACGUAAUACUCAACACCGAAAUAUGAUAGACGAACUGAAAGAGAUUAAGCGAUGCAAUUGAAAGACAUUUUGUUGCAAGAGACCUAUUUGUUAGCAGACUAUGAAAAUGACAGAUCGAUGAGAAAAUUUAUCCUAUCACUAGCUAGGUGUAGUUUUAAAAUUUGUUUAAUUCGAUGAUCGUUUUUUAUUAUAAUACCCUAUGAGGAAUUACAUAAGGAUGUUCAAUGCCUUAACUGUGCAAUAUUUCAUUUCAUGUCAUCCGCAGAAAAUGAAAGCGUUGAGUCUAAUCGAAAACCACUUCGAAACGGCAAAAAAUUUAUAGCUUGAAACUUUAGGGCAUACAAUUUUUAGCUCAAGCUUACCUCAUAAAGCGUACGAGAUUUUAAUGCGUUUGUACAAUGGCUUUUAUAAAUAAAAGGGUAAAUAACUGAAAUGUAAGAAAGUAAGUUGGCUAUAAUAGACCAUAAAUAAAGCAUUUAAUAAA
Messenger RNA from Glossina fuscipes, 5387 nucleotides. It is a transcript of the gene Clk, whose product is annotated as circadian locomoter output cycles protein kaput. Gene Ontology annotation, biological process: regulation of transcription by RNA polymerase II; circadian regulation of gene expression. Gene Ontology annotation, molecular function: DNA-binding transcription factor activity, RNA polymerase II-specific; protein dimerization activity; RNA polymerase II cis-regulatory region sequence-specific DNA binding. Bases 1013 to 4141 code for a protein of 1042 amino acids. The record is from RefSeq and is a predicted model, not a curated record. Gene Ontology annotation, cellular component: nucleus; cytoplasm; CLOCK-BMAL transcription complex. NCBI's taxonomy places the organism in Eukaryota, Metazoa, Arthropoda, Insecta, Diptera, Glossinidae. The transcript is spliced from 9 exons.